This is a messenger RNA of Gregarina niphandrodes, 1065 nucleotides long. RefSeq names its product 3' exoribonuclease family domain 1 protein. Gene Ontology annotation, biological process: exonucleolytic trimming to generate mature 3'-end of 5.8S rRNA from tricistronic rRNA transcript (SSU-rRNA, 5.8S rRNA, LSU-rRNA); nuclear mRNA surveillance; nuclear polyadenylation-dependent mRNA catabolic process. The transcript has a single exon. Gene Ontology annotation, cellular component: cytoplasmic exosome (RNase complex); nuclear exosome (RNase complex). Bases 1 to 1065 code for a protein of 354 amino acids. Lineage: Eukaryota; Apicomplexa; Conoidasida; Eugregarinorida; Gregarinidae. The record is from RefSeq and is a predicted model, not a curated record.
AUGGAGGAGAGUUCGUUGGCGACGGGCAUUUCGUUGGCGGAGAAGAGCUUCACUCUGGAGGGAAUCCGGGACAACUGUCGCGUGGACGGGCGAAGCAACUUCGAGUUCCGGAAGUUGAGCGUAAGUACGGGUGUUGUUCCGACUGAGUUUGGCAGUGCGCGGGUAAGUAACGGUGAAGCGGACGUGAUAGUGGGUGUGAAGGCGGACCUGGUACCGCCGCGUUUGGCAGCACCAAGUCAUGGCGAGGUGUUUGUGAACGUGUCCUUUGCGGCGCCGGCGGCGGCAGAGAAGCGUCUGGUCGAGUUGGGAGAGUCGCACUCAGCCUGUGGGUUACGGUUAGGUUCUUUGCUUGCGCAAUAUUGCUUCGGCGAACUGGUCUUCCCCCGUACACUGCUGUGUGUAAAACCCGGCGUCUUUGUCUGGCACCUCUAUGUCGACGUUCUCGUCCUCGCCGUCGGCGGCUCGCUACUCGACCUCGCUUCUGUCGCCGUCGCUGCGGCUCUCAAAGACUGUCGCCUCCCUGCUGUCCAAGUCGUGGUCAAAACCGCCGCUGGCUGUGAAGGCGACGACGCUCAACUCGUCCGCCUCGUCGAGGCCGCCGGCGGCGGCGACGAGGCCGCGGCAGCGGACGGACUCGAACCUGGGGUUAUCCGAUUCCAGGAGGUGAGUGCGGGCGGUUUGUUUGACGUGCGGCUGGCAUCACUGCACCAAGUAAUGCGCUUCCGGAUACACAAGACCGAACGGCUGCGCGUACCCGGCUGCGAGAGGGUCCCAAUCCUUGUUGGUCUCGGCCUCGUCGGGAACCACGCCGUGGCGGAUCUAACGCAAGAAGAGGGACACACCGUCAGCCACCGCGUUUUCGCCGCUGUGGACGAGAGUGGACAAGUCGUCGGCAUCGGUAAAACCUCUGCAGGAUAUGUUGCCGGACUCACGUUGCCUGUUCUCUCCACAGUUGCACUUCGCGCACAGGCCUUGGGCAAACAAUUAUUUGAACAAGUACUCUCCGACGAAGAACUGGCAACACGCAGAACCAACAGCCUACGACUACUGCCCUCCCUAAUUUGA